CAUGGAAUCGACAGGAGUUGGAGGGAUAGUACUCUCCGUCUUUUUCAUAAUUUUCGGGACUCGUUCGGCGCUUUCAAAUGCUUAUACUGUCAUAGACACCUCGCCUACCACGGAUCUGACGUUACGUUUAUCAGAGCAACCGUUCCACGUCAACAAUUCCAUCACAGUACCACAGGGGGUAACGCUGAAUGUAGAACCUGGCGUUACCGUUAAAUUCGGCCCGGCUGUCGGUGUGCGCGUUGAGGGACGGUUUUUGGCAGUGGGACAACCGGACAAACGUAUACUUUUCACGGCUGCAGACCCAAGCAAUGUUGAAAGGUAUGAUAAGCAGUCACCCGUUUGGUUCGAUGGUGCACGAUUGGCCGGGGACUUCACGGAAACUCAUCAUGGACGCCUGGAACUUUUAUACCAAGGUAGUUUUGGCACCGUUUGUCAAAAUGGCUGGGGUAGUUCCUACUACAACAACAACAACAGAGUUGUUGCUAGGAUGUUGGGAUAUCAAACGUGUACCAAAGUAUAUAACAGAGGCAGUGGCACUGGAAGUAUUCUUCUGAACAACGUGAGAUGCAAUGGACAUGAGAGCUCCCUCUGGGACUGUCCUCACGAUGGGGUCCGUGUACACAAUUGUUGGACCAUUCAGAACGAGAAGAGCCCAGUGCUAGCCAGACCAUGACCUAAAUAUGGCGGACCUACAUGAAAGGAAGACUGCUUCAUCCUGUUAUAGUCUCUCCACCUCUUAAAUGCCUCCCCACACAUCGUUUCAGCAGGGCCACAGUAAUUUAAUCUCGGUUCAAUUCAACCAGUUGCAGUUGCUUUAUGGGAAUACAUUGAGCAUUGUGUCAUCAACAAUUGCAUUUGCAUUAUGGGAAGACAUUGAACAUUGUGACAUCAACAAUUGCAACUGCAUUAUGGGAAUACAUUGAGCAUUG
This is a messenger RNA of Lingula anatina, 929 nucleotides long. Its product is annotated as putative DMBT1-like protein. The record is from RefSeq and is a predicted model, not a curated record. Gene Ontology annotation, cellular component: membrane. NCBI's taxonomy places the organism in Eukaryota, Metazoa, Brachiopoda, Lingulata, Lingulida, Lingulidae. Gene Ontology annotation, biological process: cell-cell junction maintenance.